UUGUGGAAGGGGUAUACCAGUAUCUCUCGCCCGCUCAUCUAUUCUUACAUUAGUGUAUAUCGAUACGUUUUACAAGUACAGUGACGCCUACACUAUUAGUGAAGUACAGUGGAACCUCGAUAAGUCGGCCCCCGAUAACCCGGAGGUCCGGCUAACCCGGACCGAUUUUCAUCAGACAAACAUUUCAACAAUAAAAAUGUAUGUAUUAUGUUAAAACAUUUUAUCUGUAGCCGCUUCUGGAAUGUCUUAAAAAUAUCGAGUUUCAUUGAUAAAACUUGGCUUGGACCAUAAUAUAAUAUUUGAGAGAUAAUGGGUAUUCGUAAUUUGAACUAUACGGUAAAAAUGACUCAUGGCACACGGCGGUAGCGGCGGCAGAGCGACGAUCAUUAUCCAUUAUCGGGCUAUCACAAACAACAGGCACCUUUUAUUCCUUUAUUUAUUUUCAACUGUCUUUUAAAAAAUUAUUUUUAGAACAAUGGUCUUUUAAACUUUAAACAAUGAAAGAGUUUUUUUACCUAGAAAUGAACAAUACUCUAUCUAUACUGUAUAUGCUAUAUUCUAUAUACAAUAUACAACUAUAAUAGGUAAGUUAGUUAGAUGUGUACUGUGCAUCUAUAUUUCAUGUUAUUUUAAAUAUAACGGACUUUAUCUAUAAGUAUACCGUAUUUUAUUAAUUUUUACAAUGCUCUCCGGCUAACCCGGAUUUUCGAUAACCCGGAUCGGCCGCGGUCCCGAUUAAUCCGAGUUAUCGAGGUUCCACUGUACCUGUAAAUGAGAACAGCUUCGUAAAUAUUACGAAGUGUGAAAUAUGAAUACGAAAAAGAUAGACAUGCACAGACCUCUCACGCAGCGGGAGUUGGAAGCUGAGUUGCAAUUGCGCCUGGAAGAAAUUUGGCAAGAUGAAUCGGAUAACAAUUCUGAUAAAUCAGAAAGUGGAUCUGAAACAGAAGAUGUCGUUUUAGAAGCAUUCAGUCCAUCUGAAUCAGAGUUCGAACCACCAAGCGAAAAUGACUCAGAUUCCGACCAUGACUUGCCAUCCACUAGUAAGAAAAGAAAAAGAAGUUCUAAAAAGAGUAACGGGUUGAAAAAACACUUUACUUCAGUGUUUCCAGGAAAAGAAAGUAAUGGGUCUAAAAUCGACAAGGAAAAGACAUGUCCUGUUCAGAAAACUCCACCAAAUGAAGAAGAAUCUCUAGAAAUUGCAGCUAAAGAGAAGCAAACAAAAAGAAAAGAAGAAACAGAAGAUGACGUUUUAGAAGAAUUUAGUCCUUCUGAAUCAGAGUUCGAACCUUCAAGCGAAAAUGACUCAGAUUCCGACCAUGACUUGCCAUCCACUAGUAAGAAAAGAAAAAGAAGUUCUAAAAAGAGUAAUGGGUUGGAAAAGGAGUUUACUUCAGUGUUUCCAAGAAAAGACAAUAAUUACUCUAAAAUUGACAAGGAAAAGAAAUGUCCUGCUCAGCAAACUCCACCAAAAGAAGAAGAAUCUCCAGACAUUGCAGCUAAAGAGAAGCAAACUCGGUUGCCGUCGAGUCUAAAAGGUAAAAAUGGACACAGAUGGUCCUCUCAACCAAAGGCCGCUACUAAAACUCCAAAACGUAAUUUCGUACAUUUUGUUCAAGGCCCCACUGAUAAAUUUUGGAAUAUGUUUGUAGAACAAUUUUAA
Messenger RNA from Diabrotica virgifera virgifera (western corn rootworm), 1663 nucleotides. RefSeq names its product DNA topoisomerase 1-like. Bases 809 to 1663 code for a protein of 284 amino acids. The record is from RefSeq and is a predicted model, not a curated record. The transcript has 2 exons. Lineage: Eukaryota; Metazoa; Arthropoda; Insecta; Coleoptera; Chrysomelidae.